Messenger RNA from Erinaceus europaeus (western European hedgehog), 2894 nucleotides. RefSeq names its product zinc finger protein 396. The coding region runs from base 168 to 1190 and encodes 340 amino acids. The transcript has 4 exons. NCBI's taxonomy places the organism in Eukaryota, Metazoa, Chordata, Mammalia, Eulipotyphla, Erinaceidae. The record is from RefSeq and is a predicted model, not a curated record.
CCGGUCCCGCCCCCACCACCGCGGGGACCGGAAGCGGCUGGGAGCGGGGCGCCACCCGGUCUUCUUCUGCAACCUGGGGUGGUCUUUCCCGACCUGGAGCAUCCAUAAAGUUUCACCUUGUUGAAGAUCCAGGCCUAGAGAUUCUGUGCUUGUUGGGACCCAGCCAAAUGUCUACAGAAUUGAGAAAAUCGUCAGCACUCCAUGGACAAACCUCAGAACAGCCUGACAACAUUCAACUUGUGACAAUGAAUGAAAAGGAGCAGACGAGUGAUCUGGACUCCCACUUCCACUGGAGCAGCUACUGCAACCCAGAGACCUGUCGACAGCGCUUCAGGCAGUUUGGCUACCAAGACUCCCCUGGGCCCCGGGAGGCCCUGAGCAGACUACAGGAGCUGUGCAGACGGUGGCUGAGGCCGGAGGUGCACACCAAGGAGCAGAUCCUGGAGCUGCUGGUGCUGGAGCAGUUUCUUGCCAUCCUGCCCGAGGAGCUGCAGGCCUGGCUGCAGGAGCAUCACCCAGAGAACGCAGAGGAGGCAGUGACUAUGCUGGAGGAGCUGGAGAGAGAGCUUGAUGGGCCAGCAGAGCAGGUCCUUUUUGUACAUAAUGAGGAGUUGCUUGCAGAGAAACUAGCACCUUGGGAAAUUGCUCAGGAGUUGCCAAGUAGCCAGCUCAAGACUGAAAAGCAGCAGCUGCAGUGGACUUCAAGGGAGCAUCAGUCCUUAAGACACAAUGACAGAGACACUGCCAGAGCUAUAAAUGAGACGUCAGCUUCAAGGCAAAGGACUUCUGCAGGCAUAGAACCACAUCAUGAUGUCCCUGACACUCUUCAUAUCAGUGCUUCUCAGAAUCUCACAUAUAAAAGAACCUGUGAACAAGAUGGCAGGUUUGAAAGAAGACAGGGAAACCCUUCAGGAAAAAAGCAACACAAGUGUGAUGAGUGUGGCAAGAUCUUCAGUCAAAGUUCAGCCCUUAUCCUGCACCAGCGAAUCCACAGUGGAGAGAGACCUUAUGCUUGUGACGAGUGUGCAAAGGCUUUCAGCCGAAGUGCAAGCCUGAUCCAGCAUCGAAGGAUCCACACCGGGGAAAGACCCUACAAGUGUCACGAAUGUGGGAAAGCCUUUAGUCAGAGCUCCAAUCUUUUUAGACAUCGGAAAAGACACACUAAAGAAAAAGUCCCCUCGGUCUUGUAAGAGAAUAAAAACACUUACUAAGAGCUUUUUCAUCAGGGGAAGAGACAACGAGGUACAAAGACUCCUCUGGUGUAAAUGGGUGGUUUCAGUGGGAGCCAGUUUCCUCUCAAAGGUUAUAAAAGCCACAGGAGAAUGCCUGACAUCUUCUGUCAGCAUUGUUUGCUUUUCUGCUUUUCAGUUCAGGUGUUGUAGCUUCUGAAGCUAAUUCAGAUUUUCCAUCCUGUGAGUAGCUCUUGAAAAAGCAUUUUCGGACAUAUUCUACUGUUUCCAUUAUUAAUAUAAAUAAUGAGUAUGUCCCUAUUUGGAUGGUUAUAUUUUCCCAGUUGAGAAGGAAUAUGUGAACUACUAUCAAAAUUGACAGUCUCCUCCAUUUUGUAACCUAAGCACUGGUAUUCUCAGGCCAAGAGUUUAAGCCAUUUUUGAAACUUUCCCAUUUCUUUGUCUGUUGUCAGAUUCAAAAUAGAGAAUAGGGCACUGGAGGCCCAAAGAAUAUGUACCUCAGACCUAGACUGAAAUGUCCAGGGUCAUUGUUAGGAGGCAGGUGAGUAAGGGGACUUAGUCUUGUGAAAACUCACCAAAGCCUACACAUAGCUAAUGCUAUGUAAUUUCUUGAGUAGGGGGGAAAAAAAAAGGCAAUUCCCAUUAUGGUGUUAUUUGGAAAUAGCAAUCCUUGUUGAAGGAAAACAUCAGGCAUCUACCUGUAUUCAAGGAGGGACAUAAAUAUAGGAAUGUUUGAUAAGCAGGACUGACUCUACUUACCUUAAUAUAAAAAGAAGGGAGAUGAAAAAAAGAUUUCUCAUUAAUAAUCAUUAGCAAUUACAACAUGUACUAGAGAAGCCUACCAGGAAAAGAAAAGCUCUAGCAGUGUUCAUCGCCUCCUUUCUGGCAUAGAUCAGCUGUGAACACAUUUCAGACGUCCCAAACGGCCCUUUGGAAGGGUAUUAUGCAUGGUUAGUAACCCAAGUUUUUAGACAUGCUGUCACAAAGUGAGACUCUAGAUUUUAGUGCUCUUGUGCAAAUCAGUACAUGACUAAAGUUAAAUGUCAAGAGUCAACUGAAGUUUUGACCAUAUGUACUUCAGAUUCUUAAAAAUGAGUUGAAUGCCGUUAAAAUAACUCUGAUCAUAAACAAGUAUUCCUUUCCCAGAGAAUCUUGCUAAGACCCCAGUGUAUUUUGGGAGAGUGUGAAUUGUGUUUCUCAUGUAGUUGCAGUCAUGGAACAUAGUGGUAAUUACUGGGAGUGAAAAAUCCCUGGAGGGAGGAGAGGAUUCUUACAGUGAACUCCUUUGUCCAGAUGGGUUUCUCAUGAAAUGUAAACAUUUCAUUAACAGAAAAUUCAGCAAUAACUAGUGGUUAGAGUAACUCCAGAAAAAAAAAGUGGACUUAACUUUGUUCUGCUUCAUUCGUAUAAGAUUGGCAAAGGAGAGAUGAAUCCAAAGUGUAACUAUAUCAUCUUCUGAUAGUGAUUAUAUUUUGUGGUUCUUGUGCUUACAAAUACAUAUUAGGUUUUGUAUUUUGCAGUUAUUAAAAUGUUAAGGGUUUUUAUUUGGGGUGAGUCAUUCUUUGUAUCAUUGAAAAGAGGAACAAGCCAUUUAGUAAAGCAGCAGGUACUUCAAAGGUAAUGUGUACUGCAGAUCACUACUUAACUCUGGAAGAACUGUUUCUUCUGUGCCAUGGCGAAUAAAAUACAGAAAUUAAAUCAAGA